AUGCUCAGCACCUUUGGAGAUUUAAACAACUGCUCACUAGCGCAAGGAAACUGUAAUACCCCCACCGGAAUGGUAAUAUGGGAACCCAUGGAAGUGAUCCCUUGGUGCAAAUAUAAUGCUAUCGGAGAAUUCAACGCUCUGGUUAGCAUAAAGUACGUCCUCGUACCCGACCAUGAGUUAGCCUUUGAUUUAAGCAACAACCACCUCCUCCGCUUGCGGUUGCUACAGCACUGUAACAUACCAAACAGCUACCUCACUAAUUCAAAUCACAUACUUUCUUUCCCAGACAUCCCAUCUCACAUGAUGAUCCAGGAUUUCAUCGUGGAAACUUCCGCUAAACAAAGGAAAAGGCGCGGCGUCAAAUAUCUAGUCGACAACGAAAACCGUCGCUCUCGCUUCGAAAUAGUUCCCGCGCGAACCCUACUCAUGACGCGAAAAUUGUUCGGCACCGCCGAGUUUCAAAGGUUACCCCAAUUUGAAACACAACCUAUAACCGAUCACCGACUACUAAGGGAAAUUAAACUAUGGAAAGUCACCAACCAAGAUUUCUCCCAACGAAGUAGGAUGUACGCUUUGGAAAAUACCCGCAUAAGCGUCCUGCGAACAAUCCGCUAUGCAGAAUACCGAUACCACCAGCUUGCCUUCCUUGAAGAUAUACAAACUAGAAGACCUCUGAAUUACGCUGAGCUCGCACUAAAACAAGACCUAGAACAAGGUAUAACUGAUAUAUUCGACCCAUACCUAUCACGCGAGUUCGGAGUGCUUGGAAUUGACCUUGGUCGAGACCCCAGCAAACUCAGAGAAAAGCCCAUACCAUUCUUCCGAGAGAAAGAUCUGGAUAAAGUCGACAUCAAGACUUUAGGUUUAGAACCCAUUACUCACCCAGAACCUCUACCUAGCAAAACUAGCUCGUCUCCGGUCACAAGGCCUUCUACGUUCUAUCCACCGGUUAUGAUAACGACAAAAAGAACCCUUCCGGCUUACAUACCCACCAAGAAGCCAAUUUUUGUCAUUCCGAACACGUCCACUAUCACCCCUCGUACCUCACGAACUUGGCCAUCUGCCCCUAGUACGACAACAACCACAGAAACACCAAGAAUAGUCGAUCCUGUACAUCUGACUUGGCCACCUACUCCCAGUACGACAACUACCACAGAAGCGCCAAGAGUAGCCGCUCCUGUAUAUCUUAUACACGAGACAAAAACUAUAGACGCAAUUGCACGCACUCCGCCACCACUGUCUCACACAUUCCCACACAAUCAAGCCACCAUCAAAACCUUCUCAAGUCAUCCCACAACUCUCACCUAUCCUACGAAUCCUAUAACCACGUCAACGAUCCAUCCAACAACAGCGAAGCCAACAUCAGCUUAUGAAAGGCUCUAUCACCCGCCGUCCUUCCAAACCCCAGAAACGCGACCCGAUAGAUCAUCCCGGCCACCCUUAGCCGAAGACGACCAACCCGAACCCAGAAACCUUAAUCCUCAACCGUCAAUGCAAUUUCACUAUCAUGAAAAUACCCUACGACAAACGUUCAAUAACAUUUGUAUAAGGCAAUAUUUGAAUAACCAACGACUUCACGAGCUCAGUCAUGUCGAUCCCACUUGGGCAGCACGACUAUUGCUCAGAGAUACGAACGUUGUCGCCACCCUAUCGGACAACGAACUCCUAGUGACCAGAUGUAGAAAAGUUGAACCAACCCAAACAUUUCCAAGUCACCAAGUCAAUAACACCUGCUAUGAUCUUCUACCCGUCUUGGUUGAAGAUCAACUGUGGUUUGCAAUCCCUGCCACAGGAGAUUUGGUUCAAACUGCGACAACAAUGCCCUGCCCUUAUAUCUCCAAUGUCGAUCCCAGUCUAGUUCAACAAAUAUUACCACCAAAUGUACUUCCAAACAUAAACGCAAAACCUUUCUUAUUUAACCCGCCGCCUAUUUACCAUCACCUCAUACAAAACUACGCCCCGACCACUAGAUUCCAAAUCGAUUACCUGCAGCAAGAAUACGCAGCCUUACAAAAUCGAUUACAAAAACGAGGGAUCAUAGAAGAUACCAUGCUCAAAAUCAAGGACGCGGGGAAUUCCUUGAAAGACUCUCUGUCCUCAAUCUACACCAAAACAACUGAUAAAUUGACCGCUGGCGUAGAAAGCAUUAGAUGGUCCAUGAUUUCGCUCUUACUCUGGGUAACCAUCCCCACAUUGGUAAUCAUCAUUCUCAUUGCAUGUUGUGUCUGCUUCGUGAAGAUCUAUUUUAUACGAAAAGCCUCUAGUUCUGCCGCAUCCGCCAUGGUAGACUUAGCUAGCAGUCUCUCGAGAAGACGACUAGCCAGGCGUCAGCACGAAAUAAAUGCUCUUAUGGAGGAGCAAAACAACGGAAAUCAACCAAAUUCCCUUUUCGUGCCACGCAUCUACUCCAUCUUUUCGCAAGUCAAUUCCAUCAAAAGUCCAUUACCAUACGUAAGGAUAACCCUCAACCGUUUCUCCACUCCAGCGCUCAUCGACAGCGGCGCUACAAUAUCUUAUAUGAAGCAAUCCACGCUAUACGCGCUAGGACCCAAUGUAAACAUCGACAACAAUCACGUAAAAGCGCAAGCCGCCAAUGGAACUCAAAUAGAGCUCUUAGCGUCCGCAAUCGUAAAUGUCCAAGUAGGAACCCAUAUCAUACAACAUCGCUUCCUGGUGUCGCAAGAUUGCCAGUGCCCAGCGCCAGUUCUUCUGGGAACUGAUUUCAUCAAGAAACUGAACCAAUUAGGUCUCAAGGUAACCAUAGACCUACACAACAACUUACUUACGAUUGGCAGCGAUGCGCAUGACAUGGUCCAAAUAAACGCCAUUAAUUUCCUUGAAGUCAAACCCAAUGAUGUACGACUCUCCCAGACGACCAUUCUGCCAAAAAGAUCUUCAUCCAUUGUGCCGGCGUACAUCGAUCCUUACGAUCCCAGCAACCUAUUUGACUUCAUCAUUGAAGACAACCACAGAGAUCUAGACCUUCUAUACGUUGUUGGCCGAUCUUUAGUGAGCCCCAACCCCAACGGGGCAUGCCUCGUGAACAUCCUAAACCCAUCCAACACCGAUAUGAAGCUUUAUGGUCGUAUGAAAAUUGCUCACGCUACACCCGUUUCCUCUCCACUCGAACAGAUUCUCACCGUUCAAGGCGAGUACAUACCUCCCGAAGCAAACUGGGAAGAAAGGAUUCCUCACUUCCCAAUUCCCUGGGCUCCAACCUAUGAUAUCGCUUCCGAAAUAAACCUAACCAAGUCCGCGCUAACAUCGCAGCAAAAAGAACAUUUGUUAGCCAUAGUAUCGUCCCCAGAGGACAUUUCUUCUGCUGAAACUCUUCUCGCUGUACCCAUAAUAUCUGAAUUAAACUCGAUUGUAUCCUAUUCCGUUUUUUCCCCUUCCCAAAUUAACGACUUCGGAAAUAUCACAAACCCUUCUGAGAAUAUCGCAAAUCCUCCGGAAGGCAUCACUCCUUCCCAAGCUAACGAUCCUGACCGUACCAUAACCCCUCCGCAAGGAACCACUCCUUCCACCAUAGCCAUCCAUAUGCCAGAACCAGCCUCUCAACGCUUUUAUCGCCGUAGAAGACUCUCCACUACACCCAAACCUCUUAUCAAAAGGUCACUGUGCACUCCUACUCCACCACCGCGCAACUGGGAGAAACCUACUGGAGCUAUCCCAAGCUUAAUCAAACUAUGCCUUUCUCCAAGACCUCCGCCGCGAGACGAACGUCAAUUCUAUUAUAAGUUGAAACACCAAUACCGUGGACCCACACAACGACGCUGUUUCAACCCAAUCAUGACACCUCAAUGUCUCCUCUGUCAUCAAUCUACCCAUCGUACGCGGGACUGAGGGGAGACUACCGGUGCAGGAGGUUCUACCGCCGCAGGAGAAAGCACUACUGCUGCCGAAAGAGCGACGACAGGCGGAACAGGCACAGGUGCAGAGACUACGGGAGCAGGAGAAACAGGUGAAACCACGGCAGCUGGUAGUGGCGGAACAACAACAGGUGGAACUGGCGCUGGUGAAACUACAACUGCUGCUGGAGAAAAAACAACCGAAACUCCUGUACCUCCAGCGAGUGGGGCAAGACUCCCAGCAAUAACAGAUGGUGGAGAAACCUACGCAGAGGAUCAAGGGAAAGCUGAUGCUCUGGGGCUCUUUUUUGCUAAAGUAUUCGACCACACUUCACAGGAUAUUGAUACAGUCAGGCAACCGUAUCCAGGAGUCUUAUCAGUACUUGCCCAGGGACAAGUGGUAAAGAGGAACGGUGUCUACAUGCCUACAGCUGCGAAUAUGCAGAAAUUGAAAUAUGACUGCGAUCUUGAACUUACAGCACGCGACCGUGCUGAGGCGUGCGAGGCGUUGGGAAGUGAAGCAAACACCGCGGAUUAUCAAGAAAACAGAUAUUAUAUUCCAAAAUCAGAUGUCGCAUCUGCCGAAGCGCCUAGAGUGGACGCCAUGGCCGCGAGUAUAAAAGAGUGGUGGAAACGGGUGAGACUAGAUGAGCCUAUUGGGCUGCAAUGUUAUUUCAGAGCCAAACAUGAAAGUCUUCAAAUGGCUUGGGCUAACACGAACAAAAUGGGUUGCACGGUUCAAGAAUGUGGUGACCAAUGGCAUGCUGUAUGCCUGUAUAGCCCACCUGGAAACAAAGUCGAAGAAAGGAUUUACAUACCCGGAACUACGUGCACCAUGUGCCCGGCUGGAACGUCCUGCGACGGCUCUCUUGGACUCUGCGUGGCUCCUGGAUCAUAA
Messenger RNA from Cylicocyclus nassatus, 4749 nucleotides. The record is from the annotation of a GenBank genome assembly. NCBI's taxonomy places the organism in Eukaryota, Metazoa, Nematoda, Chromadorea, Rhabditida, Strongylidae.